Molecule: messenger RNA, 201 nt
Organism: Penicillium angulare
Lineage: Eukaryota; Fungi; Ascomycota; Eurotiomycetes; Eurotiales; Aspergillaceae
Exons: 2
Coding region: 1-201 (66 amino acids)
Source: RefSeq, a predicted model, not a curated record
AUGUCUUCAGGAAAUGCCGUGGAAAUUGACCUGCGGCAUAAGGGAUACAUUGCUAGCUCCUCGGAUCGGAUCGUCUCCUUCGAAUGGCGGGGGAUCGGGAUCCCUGCGCCCCUCAUUCUGCCUCGGUCCAGAGUCCUUUUGCCCGAUGAUAUGCGCUUGCUUCUACCCCAAUGGUUCAAUACUGUAUUAUCUUCUGCUUGA